This is a messenger RNA of Tinamus guttatus (white-throated tinamou), 330 nucleotides long. The record is from RefSeq and is a predicted model, not a curated record. Lineage: Eukaryota; Metazoa; Chordata; Aves; Tinamiformes; Tinamidae.
GCAAGCUCUAUUCAGAACCAAAUGCAGUCCAAGGGGGGCUAUGGAGGCAGCAUGCCUGCAAAUGUUCAGAUGCAGCUUAUAGAUACAAAGGCAGGAUAACCUUGGGGAAACCUUUCCAGUUUAUGUGAGUUCCUGUGUCCCCUCUUUGCCUUGGUGACUGCUUUCUGUGUUCAUGACAAGAGAGAAGUGAUGGCUCGUUAUUCAUCUGAUGUGAUUACUCCAGUGAAAAGUUUCUGUUCUGCUCUGAUGAUGGCAUUUCUCAGAUUGGUCCUACCGUGCCUUUCAGUGGCAUGCUCACAUUGGCCUCUACCAGCCCUACAGACGUAGAGC